GCGACCCGUUCUUUCCGGUGCGGGCGGCGUGCUCGGUCCAGGUGGUAAAGCCAGCGGUCGCCGCCACCAUGAGCGUCCCAGCCUUCAUCGAUAUCACCGAGGAGGACCAGGCGGCAGAACUUCGAGCUUACCUAAAAUCAAAAGGUGCUGAGAUUUCUGAAGAGAAUUCUGAAGGUGGACUUCAUAUUGACUUAGCUCAGAUUAUUGAAGCCUGCGAUGUAUGUCUGAAGGAUGAUGAUAAAGAUGUUGAGAGUGUUAUGAACAGUGUGGUGUCUCUGCUGCUUAUCCUGGAGCUUGACAAACAGGAAGCUUUGAUUGAAAGUCUUUGUGAGAAGUUGGUGAAAUUUCGGGAAGGCGAGCGUCCAUGUCUCAGGCUGCAGCUACUCAGCAAUCUCUUUCAUGGUAUGGAUAAGAACACUCCUGUGAGAUAUACAGUCUACAGCAGCCUUCUUAAAGUGGCCUCAUCAUGUGGUGCCAUUCAGUACAUUCCAACUGAACUAGAUCAGGUUCGAAAAUGGAUUUCUGAUUGGAAACUCAGCACAGAGAAAAAGCAUACACUUCUAAGACUGCUGUAUGAUGUACUAGUGGACUGCAAGAAAAGUGAUACUGCAGCAAAAGUAAUGGUGGAACUAUUGGGAAGUUACACAGAGGAUAAUGCCUCCCAGGCUAGAGUUGAUGCUCACAGAUGUAUUGUACGAGCAUUGAAGGAUCCAAAUACCUUCCUUUUCGACCAUCUUCUUGCCUUAAAGCCAGUCAAAUUUUUGGAAGGAGAACUUAUCCAUGAUCUUUUGACCAUUUUUGUAAGUGCUAAAUUAGUAUCCUAUGUAAAGUUUUACCAGAACAACAAGGACUUCAUUGACUCGCUGGGUUUGUUGCAUGAACAGAAUAUGGCAAAAAUGAGAUUACUUACUUUUAUGGGGAUGGCAGUGGAAAACAAAGAAAUUUCAUUUGACACAAUGCAACAGGAACUUCAGAUUGGGGCUGAGGAUGUAGAAGCAUUUGUUAUUGAUGCUGUUAAGACAAAGAUGGUAUACUGCAAAAUUGAUCAGACACAGAGGAAAGUAGUAGUCAGUCACAGCACACACAGGACUUUUGGGAAGCAGCAGUGGCAACAGUUGUAUGACACACUUAACACCUGGAAACAAAAUUUGAAUCAAGUGAAGAACAGUCUCCUCAGUCUUUCUGAUACCUGAUUUUUUGUUUGUUUGUUUGUUUUUAUUCACUUCGAAUAAAUUUCCCAAUCGUAGUAAAGCAUUCAAAAAUUUA
Molecule: messenger RNA, 1266 nt
Organism: Alligator mississippiensis (American alligator)
Lineage: Eukaryota; Metazoa; Chordata; Crocodylia; Alligatoridae
Gene: EIF3M
Product: eukaryotic translation initiation factor 3 subunit M
Exons: 11
Coding region: 69-1193 (374 amino acids)
Biological process (GO): cytoplasmic translational initiation
Cellular component (GO): cytoplasm; eukaryotic translation initiation factor 3 complex
Molecular function (GO): translation initiation factor activity
Source: RefSeq, a predicted model, not a curated record